AUGCUGUACCGGGAGAUGGGGAAGGUGCUUUACAUGUUGUAUUGGCACUUUGGGGGCCAUCUAGGUGGGACUUCACCUACGGAUUUUUUAAAAAAUACCGCUGAAUGGCUCUCUCACACGACGCCGCAGAGGCAUGGUAAGGGUCAUGGUAUCCAGUACUCUGCUAGCCUCUAUAAUUAUUCUCCCUCCCAGACGGCCAUUUUCACAAAAGAGUCGGAAAUACGACUACUAUGGAGCCAGAUGGACAAUGUGGGGUAUUGUAAACAGUCCCAACCAGCAAACAGGCUUUUCCGGGUCGAAAGCAUAAGGAGUACUCAGGGCACACCGAUAAGUACAGCUAAUGGAUACCGGCAAUGGGGGAUGAGGUGGGACCGGGUCCUACGAUCGCUCAAUGAUGGUCAAAAAUUUAUCACCCAGUCCGGGAAGGAAGUGAGCGACAGCGCUUCGACCAUUAUGGCAAGAGCCCAGGAUGCGAGGGAUCGUAUCCUCCUCAACAGUUACCUGCUCAUUGGUGCAGACAUUGUGUCAUGA
Messenger RNA from Aspergillus niger, 531 nucleotides. RefSeq lists its product as hypothetical. The coding region runs from base 1 to 531 and encodes 176 amino acids. The record is from RefSeq and is a predicted model, not a curated record. Lineage: Eukaryota; Fungi; Ascomycota; Eurotiomycetes; Eurotiales; Aspergillaceae. The transcript is spliced from 2 exons.